UGUUCGGAUGUAAAAAAAAAACAAGAAUUUCUCGCCUUCGUGUAUCCUUCUCGUCGACAACACUGUGGCGGUUCGCGGUCCGCGCGUUCCUCCGUUUCUUGGUCCAACUCCCACGAUCAAUCUGCAACACUUCCUUCAAAUGAACAUUAAAAACACAUCGAUCGAUUCAAACUAUUCAGAGUAGAACGACACUGUGCAUUCUCGUUCGACUCCAAUUAUCUAUAUGUGGUGACAAUCUAUACUGCACUGUAAAAUGAUCUUUCCGACUUCUUGAAAUUUGUUUAUUUCAUUGGCAUUUGAAUUUUGUUUGUACCCGAUUGACCAAUCAAGUACGCAUUUUUUGAUAUGGAUGAAGUUUAGCGCGUAAUCAUAUUAAUCACCGGUAUGGUAAAGAAUAUAAUUGCAAAUUUAAUAAUUUGUAUUUUUUGAUUUUAUAAAGAAAGUCUCGAUGAAACUUUUAGAAGAAUAUCAAGAACUUAUUGAACGUGAUUCGGUUGAAAUUUCUUGUUUAUGGAAAUAUUUACAAAUGUUUUUGUACUUACUGUGCGCGAUUAGCGGAUAUGCAUCUAGCGUUUUGUUCUACACAUUAUGGGUAUAAUUAAUAGUUUUUAUUAGUAUUUGUAGAGAGAAAUAAAUUAAAAUAUUAUAUUACAUGAAAUAUAAAGGAACAAAUUUUCGGAGGUAAUUGCCCAUUGUGGGCAAAAGCUAUUCUGUUGAAAGAAGAUAUAGAAUUAGAUGAUAUUCAUGGUGUAUGUAAAAUUAAUUCAGACUGGUGGAAGUAUAUUUAUAUUGAUUAUCAGUAUGAAAAUAUAUGCGUUGUGUAUUUAAUAACAAGCUUCUCAUCUUGUAUAUUUGGAAUCGUUUGGUUUACUCUAUUCCUUAUGUGUGGGAAAGGAGGAUAUGAUGUAACAAUAUAUCCAGGUCCAUGGAGAAUUGUAUUUCCUGCAAUAUACUUUAAUCUUGUAUUUACAAUUAUAUCCAUAUAUACACAUUAUAAUUUACAACAAGGAUAUAAAACAUUAAGCAAAAAUAUAAAAAAUAUCUCUUCUGAAAUAUAUGAUAUGUGCCAAAUAGUUGUGGAUGUAAGUGAUUGUGAAAUCAUAAGGAUAUACAUGAAUAUAUAUAACUUUUACACACAUAAUCUUGAUUAUAUGUGUAAUAUAAUCUUAUAUCUUCAGGUCCCUUCAGUUGUAAUGAUGUGCAGUUGGAUAGGAGGGCUGGUAAUAUUAAUUUCCAGAAUAAUUAUGAUCAAUGACUUUAGAAUUUUAAGGAUUAAAAUCUAUGAAUUAAAGGAAGAAUAACUCUCAAUGUUUAUUAUACAUAUAAAAAAAAGUUUAUUCUCUGUGCAAACUUUACAUUUUUCUGUAAAUUUAUACUAUGUAAAACAGUAAAACAGUAAAAAUAAAUGUAAUUAUUUAAUGGUUAUACAA
Messenger RNA from Bombus huntii, 1430 nucleotides. RefSeq lists its product as uncharacterized. The transcript is spliced from 5 exons. Bases 882 to 1301 code for a protein of 139 amino acids. The record is from RefSeq and is a predicted model, not a curated record. Lineage: Eukaryota; Metazoa; Arthropoda; Insecta; Hymenoptera; Apidae.